AUGCAGGGCUGCAUUGUGGCGACCCUGGGACAGCUUCUGGAAAUUUCGGAGGGGAUACCGCCCACCGGGCCCGUGUAUAUCUUCGCUGAUGUGCGGGACGUGGCGGAGGCGCAUGUGCGCGCCAUCGAGGUUGUCGAGGACGGUGGGCGGCGGUUUUUCACGGUUGGCGGGUUCUUUUCGAAUAAGCGGAUUGCGGAUGUUAUAAGGGAGGUGUGUCCGGAUGCUGAGGGGGGGUUGCCGAGGGAUAUGCCGGAUGAUUUUCACGCUGAUGUGUAUGGGUGGGAUAACUCCAAGUCCCGGGAGGUUUUGGGGCUGGAGUAUCGGGAUUUGAAGACUUGUGUGAGGGAUACGGUGCAGUCGCUUAUGCGGUUGCUAGAAUGA
This is a messenger RNA of Aspergillus fischeri NRRL 181, 381 nucleotides long. RefSeq lists its product as uncharacterized. The coding region runs from base 1 to 381 and encodes 126 amino acids. The transcript has 2 exons. Lineage: Eukaryota; Fungi; Ascomycota; Eurotiomycetes; Eurotiales; Aspergillaceae. The record is from RefSeq and is a predicted model, not a curated record.